Molecule: messenger RNA, 1404 nt
Organism: Penicillium antarcticum
Lineage: Eukaryota; Fungi; Ascomycota; Eurotiomycetes; Eurotiales; Aspergillaceae
Exons: 1
Coding region: 1-1404 (467 amino acids)
Source: RefSeq, a predicted model, not a curated record
AUGGAGGUGGCACUCCCCAAUGACGUAUUGCUCUUGGUUGGCGAGCAACUGGAAGAGAAAGCAGACCGUUGGAAUCUUGUCUUCGUCUCUCGUCAUUUUCACGACUUGUUUCUCUCCUUUGUCUACCGCAGAGUUUCCUUGCGCAAUUGGCACGAUGCCAGCUCGUUUCUACAUGCCAUCCUCAACCGACCGGUUCUUACGCGGGCCGUCCGGGAGCUGGACUUGAGUGACUGGCAUGCGAACAUCGUUUCAGAAGAGCAGCAUGAAGAAAUUACAGAUUCAAAACAAUUGAACGACUGGCUACACGUCGUGUCACACUCGGACAUUGAGAGUCAGCAAUGGAUCGAGGAUCUCGGAAAAGGCUUGGGAGAUGCCUGGACUGCGUUGAUACUCCCGCUAUUGAGUCAAUUGCGAAAGCUCCAGGUUGCCUACUCUAUCACGUCCCCUUGGUUGGGUCAGAUCAUGCGGAGAGCCGUCCAAUGCGAAGAGCCUUUUGUUAUGCAGCCGCCUUUCAAGUACCUGGAAGAGGUUUCCUUGAAUCACCGGGAUGAUCUCAACCACGAUGGCAACUGGGGUGCAAGCGAAGAACAUCAAUCAGUGUCAACUCUUCUCCUGCCAUUUUUCAAGUUGCCAUCCGUCCGUGUCAUAAUCGCCAACUCGGUUGUGGAUCCCAGCAUCGCGAUCACAUCUCCCGAGCAAACGACACAGAACCCUAGGGCGGCCUUCUCUUCAAUCGCUGAGAUCGACCUGCGUUCAAGUAGCGGGAAUCAUGGCAUGGAGGCCUUGGUUGCCUUGUGUGCAGAUCUCAAGUCUUUUAAGUAUCAACACUCGGACUCACACGUCCUUUCUCAUGGAUACCAGCCCUCGGCUUUCUAUCGCUCGCUCAGCCAUAGCAAGAGGAGUCUCGAAACACUAUGGCUAGACCACUAUGGCAGUCAUUUCCCAUUUACUGCCGCUGGCCUUAAUCAAUCACACGAUGAAUGGUUUGGAUCGCUGGUCGAUUUCACUGCACUGCGAGAACUGCGCGUGCGAUUGCCGAAUCUACUGGAUAUUCGAUACCAAAAUGAACCAACAACGCCCCUAUUGGAUUGCCUUCCUUCGUCGCUAGCGACACUUUACAUUGAAGGUUGUGAGGAGAGAAAUCUGGGGAUGCUAGUCUCUCAAUUGCAAACCGUGAUCAAGAACCGACGGACUCGGUUCCCAGAGCUUAGUCGCAUCGAUAUUGAGGGUGCAUUCCAGAAUGUCAGGUCUGACGACGAUGGCGCUACUACGAGCCCCGGAUCAGAAUUCUCUGCCGGCGCGAUCAAGAAUAAGGUUUUCCAGGCUGCUGAACCGUUGCAUAUUGAUUGUUCCAAUGCUGGUAUGGAAUUGUAUCUCCAUGAUCGCGCCCUUUACAUCUCUUGA